This is a messenger RNA of Arabidopsis arenosa, 1474 nucleotides long. NCBI's taxonomy places the organism in Eukaryota, Viridiplantae, Streptophyta, Magnoliopsida, Brassicales, Brassicaceae. The record is from the annotation of a GenBank genome assembly.
GUUCAAUACACUAAGAACGAUGUGGGGGUUGUCUCAAGUGCUUGCGCUUGAUACAUUCAAUGAUCGUAAUAAUGGAUACCUCUUUGUUGGAGAUCAUUGUGAGUUUGGUGUUGAUAUCAUUGUUGUCCCACCACCAACCAAAUGGGAAAUCCUCUCUUUUGAUGAGAAAUUAUCUUUUCCUAAGUUCUCUUGGACUGUUAAAAACUUCUCUGAGAUCAAGGAGAAUCCUUACUUAUCUGACAGCUUUUCAAAGGGAGGAAAGGAAUGGGUUUUAGAAUUGUAUCCCAAGGGCUACUCUACAGAAGAUAGUAAAUGGUUAUCCAUUUAUCUGUCUUCAAAGGAAGAUGAGAAGAUUUACGUUCAAGCAGAGGUGAAAGUUGAAGACCCAUUUGGAUCCAAUCACCUGACAAAGCAGCUUAACUGGUGGUUCGACAAAUCAUGCCUAGAUUGUGGUUGGGAUGAUUUCGUGUCUGUAGCUGAACUUCGAAAGUCUUAUUUGGACAAGGAAGACACUUUGAAAGUUGAGAUUGAAUUUAAAAGUUGGAGAGAACGUCCUCCUUCUUCCUAUUCCAUCAAAUUCCAAAACCUCUCUCAACUCCAAAGCUCAACCCUUCACUCGGAUGGCAAAUACCAAUCUCGACUUUUCUCCUCUGGUGAUUACCAGUGGAGAAUGAUCAUAUACCCAAAAGGAAACGACAAGGACGAUGGGAGUGGAUUUAUUUCAAUGUAUGUUGAAAUAGAUAGUACAAGCCUCAAGGCUACACCACCAACUGAGAUUUAUGCAGAUAUCCGAUUUUUCGUCUUUAACAAAAAAGAAAACAAGUACCUUACAAUCCAAGAUGUGGAUUCGAAGCCGUUCAAUACAUUAAAAACGAUGGGGGGAUUACCGCAAGUGCUUGCGCUUGAUACAUUCAACGACCAUAAAAACGGAUACCUCUUUGAUGGAGAUCAUUGUGAGUUUGGUGUUGAUAUCAUUGUUGUUCCACCUCCAACCAAAUGGGAAAUGCUCUCUUUUGUGAAACUUCAUUAUCCUAAGUUCUCUUGGACUAUUAAUAAUUUCUCUAAGAUAAAGGAGAAUCCUCACACAUCAAACAGUUUCUCAAUGGGAGGAAGAAAAUGGGUUCUCAAGGUAUAUCCCAAGGGCUACUCUACACCAAAUAGUAAAUGGUUAUCCAUUUAUCUGUAUUUAGCUGAUGGUGAAAUUUUAAAGAACGAUGAAAAAAUUUACGUGCAAGCACAAGUGAAAGUUGAAGACCCACGUGGAUCCAAUCACUUAACAUGCAAGCUUAACUGGUGGUUCAAUAGACCAGGCCAAGGUUAUGGUCGGGAUCACUUCGUGUCUACAGCUGAACUUCGAAAGUCUUACUUGGACAAGAAAGAUACUUUGAAUGUUGAGGUCGAAUUUAAAGUUGUUUCUGCGACCAACUAUUCUUAAUUCCUUUACCUAACUCCCAAAAGUCAUAGAUUUUGAUUU